Molecule: messenger RNA, 8142 nt
Organism: Nyctereutes procyonoides (raccoon dog)
Lineage: Eukaryota; Metazoa; Chordata; Mammalia; Carnivora; Canidae
Gene: XYLT1
Product: xylosyltransferase 1
Exons: 12
Coding region: 68-2944 (958 amino acids)
Biological process (GO): heparan sulfate proteoglycan biosynthetic process; chondroitin sulfate proteoglycan biosynthetic process
Cellular component (GO): membrane
Molecular function (GO): protein xylosyltransferase activity
Source: RefSeq, a predicted model, not a curated record
AGCGCGGGGGCGGCCCGGAGCCUCCGCCCGGGGUCCCCGCGCCCCGCUCGCCCGCCGCGCUCCGAAGAUGGUGGCGGCGCCGUGCGCCCGGAGGCUGGCCCGGCGCUCGCACUCGGCGCUGCUCGCGGCGCUCACGGUGCUGCUGCUGCAGACGCUGGUCGUGUGGAAUUUCAGCAGCCUCGACUCCGGGGCCGGGGAGCGGCGCGGGGGCGCGGCGGCCGGCGGCGCCGAGCAACCGCCCCCGGCCCCGGCCCCGCGCCGCGAGCGCCGGGACCUGCCCGCCGGGCCGGCUGCAGCCCGAGGCGGCGGCGGCGGCGGCGGCGGAGGACGGGGGCCCCCGGCGCGGGCGCGGGCGCGGGCGGGCGGCCCCGGAGAGCCCCGGGCGCAGCAGCCGGCCGGCCGGGGGGCACUGCCCGCGCGGGCGCUGGACCCUCAUCCGAGCCCACCGAUCACCCUGGAGACCCAGGAUGGCUACUUUUCUCAUCGGCCGAAAGAGAAAGUGCGGACAGAUAGCAACAAUGAGAACUCGGUCCCCAAAGACUUUGAGAACGUGGACAACAGCAACUUCGCACCCAGGACUCAAAAACAAAAGCACCAGCCUGAGCUGGCAAAGAAGCCCCCAAGUAGACAGAAGGAGCUUAUGAAAAGGAGGCUGGAGCAGGAAGAGAAGGGGAAGGGACAGUCGUUCCCAGGCAAAGGCACCCACGAGGCGCUGCCUCCCGGUGGGAGAGCCGCGGUGAACGGCAGCCGUGGGAAGGAUGCCCCGAGACAGCCCCACACCAGGAAGAGUGGGGGCGGCUCCCCCGAGCUCAGGUACGACCAGCCCCCCAAGUGCGACAUCUCUGGCAAGGAAGCCAUCUCCGCCCUGUCCCGCGCCAAGUCCAAGCACUGCCGCCAGGAGAUCGGGGACACCUACUGCCGCCACAAGCUCGGGCUGCUGAUGCCCAAGAAGGUGACUCGGUUCUGCUCCCUGGAAGGCAAAGCCAACAAGAACGUUCAAUGGGAUGAAGAUUCUGUAGAAUAUAUGCUGGCCAACCCCGUCAGAAUCGCCUUCGUCCUGGUGGUCCACGGCCGCGCCUCCCGGCAGCUACAGCGCAUGUUCAAGGCCAUUUACCACAAAGACCACUUCUACUACAUCCACGUGGACAAGCGCUCUAAUUACCUGCAUCGGCAAGUGCUCCACUUCGCCAGACAAUAUGGCAAUGUUCGUGUCACCCCAUGGAGGAUGGCCACCAUCUGGGGGGGCGCCAGCCUCCUGUCCACAUACCUGCAGAGCAUGCGGGACCUCCUGGAGAUGACCGAUUGGCCAUGGGACUUCUUCAUCAACCUCAGCGCAGCCGACUACCCCAUCAGGACGAAUGACCAGCUCGUGGCAUUUCUGUCCCGAUACCGAGAUAUGAAUUUCCUGAAGUCACAUGGCCGGGACAACGCAAGGUUCAUCCGAAAGCAGGGUCUGGACCGGCUCUUCCUGGAGUGUGACGCCCACAUGUGGCGCCUGGGGGACCGGCGAAUCCCAGAGGGCAUCGCUGUGGAUGGAGGCUCAGAUUGGUUCCUGCUGAACCGGAAGUUUGUGGAGUAUGUGACAUUCUCCACAGAUGAUCUGGUGACCAAGAUGAAGCAGUUUUACUCCUACACCCUACUUCCUGCUGAGUCCUUCUUCCACACAGUCCUGGAGAACAGCCCCCACUGCGACACCAUGGUAGACAACAACCUGCGCAUCACCAACUGGAACCGGAAGCUGGGCUGCAAGUGCCAGUACAAGCACAUCGUGGACUGGUGCGGCUGCUCGCCCAACGACUUCAAGCCGCAGGACUUCCACCGCUUCCAGCAGACAGCCAGGCCCACCUUCUUUGCCCGAAAAUUUGAAGCCGUGGUGAAUCAGGAAAUCAUCGGGCAGCUGGACUACUACCUGUACGGGAAUUACCCUGCGGGCACCCCGGGCCUCCGCUCCUACUGGGAGAACGUGUACGAUGAGCCAGAUGGCAUCCACAGCCUGAGCGACGUGGCGCUCACCUUGUAUCACUCUUUCGCCCGCCUGGGCCUCCGCAGGGCCGAGUCCUCACUGCACGUGGAGACGGGGAACAGCUGCAGGUACUACCCAAUGGGCCACCCAGCAUCUGUCCACCUCUACUUCCUUGCUGACCGCUUCCAGGGCUUUCUGAUCAAGCAUCACGCUACGAAUCUAGCUGUGAGCAAACUUGAGACCCUGGAGACGUGGGUGAUGCCAAAGAAGGUCUUCAAGAUCGCAAGCCCACCCAGUGACUUCGGGAGGCUCCAGUUUUCUGAGGUUGGCACUGACUGGGAUGCCAAGGAGCGGCUCUUCCGCAACUUUGGGGGUCUCCUGGGGCCCAUGGAUGAGCCGGUAGGCAUGCAGAAGUGGGGGAAGGGCCCCAAUGUCACCGUGACCGUCAUCUGGGUCGAUCCCGUCAACAUCAUUGCAGCCACCUAUGACAUCCUGAUCGAAUCCACUGCCGAGUUCACCCACUACAAGCCCCCUUUGAACUUGCCCCUGAGGCCUGGGGUCUGGACAGUGAAAAUCCUUCACCACUGGGUGCCAGUUGCAGAGACCAAAUUCCUCGUUGCACCACUGACCUUCUCAAACAGGCAGCCCAUCAAACCAGAGGAGGCGCUGAAGCUGCACAACGGGCCCCUGCGCAGCGCCUACAUGGAGCAGAGCUUCCAGAGCCUGAACCCCGUCCUCAGCCUGCCCAUCAGCCCGGCCCAGGUGGAGCAGGCUCGGAGGAACGCGGGCUCUACGGGUGCCACGCUGGAGCACUGGCUGGACUCCCUGGUAGGCGGGACAUGGACCGCCAUGGACAUCUGCACCACAGGCCCCACCGCCUGCCCGGUCAUGCAGACCUGCACCCACACGGCCUGGAGCUCCUUCAGCCCUGACCCCAAGUCAGAGCUGGGGGCCAUCAAACCCGAUGGCCGUCUCAGGUAGCAGCGGGCACACGUGGGCCAUGGCAGAUAAAGGGAAAGCAGCCAGAGGGCUGGUGGUGCCUGGACCCUGGCACCCCCGCAGCCCCCAGGGGUGCCUUUUGUGAGAGGGGCUCUCCUGGCUACAGAUUGAGGGAGAAGGAAGGUUUGGAGGUCAAGGCAGUUCCUGCCAACAACCGGCGUGCGGCACGCUGGCUCCUGGGAGUGAGGACUGCUCAGUCCCCGUGCCAUGCUGGUCUUACCUCUUCUGGUUGAUCCUCAGAGCUCCAGGUUCCUCGUUUCCCCCCUCUCUGUGACCCAAUCUCCCAGUCAAGUGAUUCUCAGACUUUUAUUUUGAGCAGAGUUUUGUUUACUAAGCGCAGUUGGAGGUAGACGUUCAAGGUGUGGCUGCUCUGGUUGACGCCGGGGCACGUGUGUGAGCUUCUUUCUCGGAGCUCAGCCCACAGGGUGGUCCCUUUGCCCAAUGGCACCCCCUGAGGGACCUUUCCAGAACCCAAGGGCUCUGCAAAACCCCAUUUGAAAAGCACUGCCCAGACAGUGGGCUUGACCUCCCAGCCCCACCCUUGGGCUCCCCUCUUUCUCCCCAGGGGAGGGGGGGGUACUGGCUGAGCCUUUCACCAGCCCUUGUCGGGUUGACUUGUCCUUAGUAACUAGACGAGCAGGAGAGCCUUUUGAUGUGACAUGGCCAAGACUCCCCAAAGUGUGACUGCCAAGCAUCCUGGGUUCCAGGCCGGCCUCCCUUCCUCCAGACUGCCCCAUGGGAUGAGGCUCAGCAGUGUAAGCAUCAAGUCUCCCAGGCAUUCAUGGGCCGGGAGGCCGGGAGACCGGGACCGUGGCCAUGCAACUCAGAGAUGGUUGGGAGCAGACUCCUGAGCUGGACAACACAGCAAUACCCGCCACCUGCCUGAGCCCUUGGGCGCGGAGGUUGGGCACUCAGACCUUUGUGAAUCGCUCCCCCGCCCCUGGUGCUGUAGGGAAGGGACCAGACUUUUCACAUCCAGGAUAAAGCAUUUCAGAUUUGGUUUUGAAAGUCCUGCCCUUCCUCCUCCGAGGUGCAAGCAGGCCCCUGUGAUGUGCAGCAAGAGCGCCGGAAGCUUGAGUAUCUGAUCAGUUAAACCAUAGUGUUAUUCCAAGUGCUUGAGUUGCCAGAAACCUGAACUGUGCCCCUGCUGUGUGCCUGGGAGGGCUGGCCCUGCUCCCCUGGAGAGCCCACCCCCACCCGGGUGCAAGCUGUCCUGCCCCGAGAGCCCGUCCUUGUGGGCAUGAGUGUGAAGGUACUACAGCCCUGUCCUCCUAACCUCUCGCCCCUGCCAGGCCGGAUUCCUGUGAGCCAGGCCAGGCUGGAGAGGGACAGUUUCGGUAUUUAUUAGUUACGUUUUAGUCGAUGACUAAUGAGUAGGUGCUGCUUCUGCAGCUUGUCAGUUGUCUCUUACUAACUGAAGCUGCCUUUAUUCACUAAAGGUCCCCCCUGCCUCCCCGUGUCUGUCUCUCUCCUGUCUGCUCUGCAUGCUCCGUGUCCUCAGAGGAAGGCAGGGGUGUUGGCCACCAUGAAGAGAACGCUUACACCAGCAUCAUCUGCUGGCUGAAAGCAGGGUGCCCUGGGGACACUGGAGGCUUACUCUUCCUCCAGCAGGGUGGCAGCCUCGGCCGGUCGUGCAGAGCCUGGGAUGUGACAAAAUGACAGAAUGAGGCUCCUUCCAAGCCUAGGAGGGAGAGAGAUCCAGUUUGGGGAGAGGGUGAGUGAUCAGAUUGAGAGCCGGCCACUGUCAACAGGGGCUCCAGGGACCUCGGGGGGGGGGGUCUUGCCGAGAAAGCCCAGAUCAUCUCUCAAUGAGCCUGCAGCAUCUAGGAGCCCCGAGGGCCGGGCCACAACCUCCUUGCCCCCACCUCCCCCUCAAGGAACCUUCCUACUCUAUUCAUCCUCCUCUCCAGGCCGCUAGGAUUCCCGUGUUUUCCACAGUGUCCUGUGCGGAGCUCGGCCCCGCGUCCAGCGUGGGGCUGCCGAACCCCACUCCCCUGACCCCCAGAACAAGCGGAGAUAAGGCUGAGCCAGUGGACUGUGGGUACGAUCCCUACCCCCUCCCUGCUCACCCCGAGGAAUUCUGGAAGCCAGGCAGUCACACCCAGUGUUUCUCUAAGGACCUUUGUUUUUGGACCAAGGAAAAACUUGGCAGAUUAGAAAAAAAAAAAUCUAAACAAAAGGUGAUUUUUUUCCCAGGGGUCACAGUAACAGGUGAACUUUUUUAUCUGCCUAAGAGUGAGUGGUGAAGGGCCCAGGGAUAGAGCUGCUGGGACCCAACAACGUGAGGAGGUGGUGCCCGGGGUCCGCCAGGGGAGAAGGAAGCCUUCAAGAGGCCGUAGCACCCUGUGUGAUUUCCCAGCCAGUGACGCUUAGAUGGCAGCCAGUCUUCUGGAGUCCCCCCGCCCAGGGCACGCACAAAACGGUCUCCCACAACCCUGUGUUUAACAAGGAGGCCGUUUCCUCCGUUUGGAAAAAGACCUUGCCGGUCAGGUCAGGAGCCCUUUGGGCUUCAUUUCCCCCUUUGCUAAAGUUUUAAAAUGCCAGUGCACUCAGAGGAUGAACCAGACAACACGGGCCCCCAAAAGGGGCGUCUGGCGCUCUGGUUUACGGGUACAAGGAGGACAGUGGCUGGAACCUCGAUCUCUUGGCCAGGAAGGUGCAGAGUAGAGUGAAGCAGCUGUGGAAUGUGGGGCUUUAGCCAAGGCCCCUUACACAGCUGAGUCCACCAGGGACUCAGGACACAAGGUCCCCACCAGCACCCGAGGGGGAGCGCACUAGGAACAUCUGUGGGCCAAGCCCUGCCAGUCAGAACCACUCCGCAGGAGGGACCAUAAACACCAACGUUACUAUAUAGGCCAGUAGGGCGUGGUGGGGACUGUGGUCUGCUGGCGUGCACACGGUUGGCUGCAGCCCGUCUUUGCACAUUGUGCAUGUGGAAUCUUCCAGAUUUUCAUAGGAAAUUUGAUGUUCAAGUGUCGGCAAGGUUUUGAGUGUGGGCCAAGAGAAAUUCCACAGUUGAUCCUGUGCACUGCCAGCUACCUCUGCAGUCUAGAGCGAUGGUUUAUUGAUGAGGUUAGGCAGGGUCCUGGUGGAGGAGGCAAAGAGCCCCCAGUAGGAAGGGGCAGGAAUUAGAGCUCAUUUCACUGAUGGCUCUGAAGGGAACAUGAACCUCUUACCGGUCGGGUCGUUCCACUCCGGAGAGAUGGUCCCACAGAGAAGCGUCCCAGAAGAACUGGAUUGUCAGGCUGUCCUGGUCCCAAGACGGUGCUUUAAAAAAAAAAUUAAAAUUCAGAGACCUGACCUAAGGAGGCCCGCAGCUUCCAGAAUUUGAGCCCACCCAGGCGGAGGACAGGGUCCCGGGAGGAGGGACGUGUCAGCCCACCCCCAUUCUCAACAAGUCCCACGUUUGAGCAGCCGUCUUGGCACACGUUUUGGAAGCCAUGCUGGAGCUGAGCUUGCUCCCGGGAUGCCCUCUCGGACUCAGUAACCUUACUUGGCCCUUGGGUCUACCACAGGCGCUACCUCAUUGUGUCCGCUAAGAAGUUUACCUGGGGGAGGGGGAAAUCAUUAGGUGUCCCAAAUGUGCUCGAGCUGAAUGUACAAUCUAUGCAAAUUUCUCUCCCCCUCUCUGUGUCUGAGUUUCUCUCUCUCUCAAGUUUAUUUGGGUUUGGUUUUGUUUGCAAACAAGAUACUGUAUAGACCCCUCUUAAGACCGAGGAGGGCUUUCAUGCGCCACGUGUGUCUACCCCUCACGUUGUCUUUGGUUCUGUCCUCGCCGCGGCCCGCCCUCCAUCUCCCCUCCAUCUGGCUGGGAACCCUCCAACUGCCGCCUCUGCCCCCGCCGGAGCUCCCCAGGAAAGCAGGUCCUGCCCCCUAGCACCCCCAUCCCGCACACCAUCUCUCCUCCAUCCCUCCUUCCCACUUGCUUCUCCUCCCCUGCUCCCCACCCUUUCCCCCCCAAAAAGCCUUAGGUUUCUCCUUUUUGAAAUGUGGCCUUACAAUUCUUUCUGGAAAGCUGACUGCCCUCUCCCUCCAACUUCCACCAACAUCUGAGAAGAAAGAGCAUCCUGCAGCUCUCGUGGCCACCUCCUCAGCCAGGGGCUGCCAAUCUGUAGCUUGGAGCCACGACAGAAAGAGAAGGAUACUCUCCUGUUGUUCCUCUGGGUGCAACGAAGGCUUGGGUGCUCCCAUCAGCCAGCUCGGGCAGCACGCUGUCAGCGCACACUGCCGAGGCUCGGGUCCCUGGGGGGCGUCAGCACCCACUCUCCCACCCGCCCUCUCCCCACCCAGGCUGGGUGACUUGAUGCGCGUCGUUCAGGAGAGUCUCUCGAGCUCUCUCUCCAUCUUUCCUGCCUGGAAAGGGAGAGAACUUUCCAUAUUCCCAGCGGAUGGGUCGUGUUCUCAAAGGGAUCACAAUCCCAACUUCCUUUGCUCCAAGUUCUGUUGGAGGCCAAAGACAACCCCCCCCCCCACCCAGGGUUCUCCUAGGAAAUUCACUGGAAUUGAGCGCAACCGUCCUGAGAGUCCUCUCUCCGUCUUUGUUUUGUUUUUAAUAUGUUGUCAGUAGCGUUUGUUUUGGGGGUUUUUUUUAGAGGCCUCACAAUAAGUUAUUACUGUCCCUCUCAUUUUUUUUUCAAAAACAUGUGGUGAUAUAGUUUUUAAAAAUAACUAUUUUGUUAUAGAUCAUGAGAUGCAUAAAACUGUACAGAACUAUUUUGUAAUGUAUUGAUUUAAAAAAAUCUGUAAAUAAAGUUUAAAAAAAAUUCCAAUGGCACACAUGGAAGGAUGUAGAUAUUUUGCUAUUUAUUUAAAGGACUAUUUUAAGAGAGGUUGAACUAUCUGAAAUUGACCAGUAAUCAAAAUUCCAAUCAUAUGAACGCUUUUCCUCGAGGUGUAGACCGUGAUUCUCAGAAGCGAUUGCACUACCCGCCCAUUUUUGCACCUUUUUCUGUAUCUUCAUUUAGCAGAAAAACAACAACGAAAUUGUGCCUUAGCUGUAUUUUUUUGUCUAGGGGAGUUUGUUUCUGUCUGACAAAGCAAAACUUUUUGCAGAAAACAGUGGAUGUAUUAAAUACUGUAUCAUACCAAAAACACUGCAGGUGUAUAUAGAUGCUUCUGUCAUUCUGUGUUUUCAGAUGCAGAAUUUUAAAAUUAAAAAAAAAUACUGUCUUUAUGGAACA